This is a messenger RNA of Neolamprologus brichardi, 2515 nucleotides long. Its product is annotated as alpha-2,8-sialyltransferase 8F-like. Gene Ontology annotation, biological process: N-glycan processing; oligosaccharide metabolic process. NCBI's taxonomy places the organism in Eukaryota, Metazoa, Chordata, Actinopteri, Cichliformes, Cichlidae. The record is from RefSeq and is a predicted model, not a curated record. Gene Ontology annotation, molecular function: alpha-N-acetylneuraminate alpha-2,8-sialyltransferase activity.
AUGUGUGAGGUAGAGCAAUCUGAGUAGGAGUGGGAAAAAACUGAAAACCUAAGCAACUGGAAUAGGGCAGAUAAAAAAAAGUGAGUUUUGUGAAAGGUAAAAGCGGGAGAAGGAGGAAGAGGGAGACAGAAAAUUUGGACAGACUGAAGUGUAAGACUAACAGGAGGGGAGAGGUAUGAGAGGACAUCGUAUGAAGUCUUUCUUGUCUUUCAUGUUCACUCUCCUCAGUUUGGGGACUGUGAUAACCACCCUUAUCUGGUACAUGUUGGACAGCAAUUAUGAACCUUUCCAACCACCUCCUCAAAAGAAACAUGCCCCAAAGCUGUCAGAAAUUUGCAAACCCUGCAAGGAAAUCAUUGAUAAAGUACAUCAGCGUUACAAUCAAACCUGGAAGAAGAACAAGAAAAAUUACUUAAAAUUCAGAGCUAAUCUGAGCGUUACAUGCAAUGGCUUUGACAACGCCAUUAUGACACAGAACAAUACUCCUAUAGGAUCGAAUAUUGUUUACAGUGGAGAAAAGAAGAAUACUCUUCAGGUGAACAAGGACUUUUUCAACUUGUUUUUGAAGGAGAAUCCUUUCUCAAAUAAACAAUGGGACACUUGUUCGGUUGUUGGGAAUGGUGGGAUCCUGUUUGACAGUGGCUGUGGAAAAAUGAUUGAUUCUGCUGACUUUGUUAUCAGGUGCAACUUACCUCCUUUGGAAAAUGGAUAUGAGAAAGAUGUUGGCAGCAAAACUAGCCUUGUGACAGCAAAUCCAAGCAUCAUUUUCAAUAAGUAUGGUGCGCUGACUGGACGUCGCCUUCCAUUUGUGGAGUAUCUGCACAAGUACGGCAACUCUCUGCUGCUCCUUCCUGCCUUCUCCUUUAGCAAGAAUACUGCUGUGUGUCAGCGGGCUGCAUAUACAAUAGAGGACUUUAAAAGCCCUAUUCGACCUGUUUUCUCCAACGCUCAGUACCUUGACAGUCUGGAUCAAUUCUGGAGCUCUAAAGGCCUGAAUGAAAGGCGGCUCAGCACUGGAUUCAUUAUGGUUAGCAUGGCCCUGGAAUUGUGUAAAAAUGUGCAUGUGUAUGGAUUCUGGCCCUUUAGUAAUCACCCAUAUGGCCUCUAUACCCUGACUAACCACUACUAUGAUGACGUACCGACUAAAACGUUUUUUCACUCAAUGCCGGCUGAGUUUGAACGCUUGUUGCAGCUGCACACUGAAGGGGUACUCAGGCUUCACCUGGGAGACUGUGAAUCAGAUAAAAAAUAGUUCCCAGGGAUAGACAACAGCACAGAAGCAAAGUACAGAGUCAAAUGCCUUCUCUAUAGCCUCAAGAUGAAUCCAGUAACUUUUUUGCCUUUAUAAGGCCAUUGCUAUGUACAUUUUAGUGCUUUAUUACAAAUAUCUCUCACCCUGUAUUCUGAAAUACCUCAAUUACAUUCUCUUGAUUUUUAGAAAACAAAACUCUAAUAUGAGGACUAUUUUGACAAUAUCUUAAAAAAUGUAACCAUGAAAAGUACUUUGGUACCAGCAGAAGAUAAAUGUAUAGUGCCUGAUAAAAGUGCAAAAAUCAUAUCACACAAAUACCACAUUUGUCUGAUUUUAAGUGAGAUUCAUGCUUCUGUGUUAAAUCUGCACCACAGGUAAUGUACAGCAUAACUUCAAACCUCCCUGAAACCCAAUGCCGUAAUUCAGUAACUGAGCCUGCACCUCCAUUGAAAUUAAAUUAAACACUGAGUGGAUGCAGUCUACAAUGACAGUGAUUGGCUCGAUCAGUACUGGCAUUUCCAGCUACUUCUUUUACUGCUGCCAUUUUCUAAAUUGACUGCAAGGGAAUGGAUGAACUUGAAUAGAGAACUCUGCUGGCCGCUUUCAUAAGCUACACCAUAGUCUCUGUAUAGAUUCAGUGCACAAGUACAAAUUACACAUUAUUUCUACAUAUGAUGCAGGCAAAGGCAAUGGUUUGUGUCCAUUUAUCUUUUUAUUGGUCCUUUUUAUUAAUUUGAAUACCCUGAAAUUUUAUGAUUUAGUUGAAUAUAAAAUGGCACAGAUAAUGUAUAAAGCACAAAAUAACUUGCUUUGGCGCAAUACUCAGAAGCUGUUUAAAGUCAGAGAGAGUCAAUGUGACUUAAGGGGAACAGGUUUCUUUUAAAAAAAACAAGAUAAGGACAAACAUAAAGCAGAGAUGUGUUUCUGUUAGAGGAGUUAACUUGUGGAAUAGUUAUGACAGUGAUUUAAAAAGGUGUAGUUCAUUUUCCUUGUUUAAAAACAUGUUUAAAACUAGAGUAUUAGAAAAAUAUCUAAAUCAAAACUGAAAAGAGCAAUAAUAAUACCGAAACUCUUGGUUGUUUUGCUUUGAUGUAGUUACAUAUCUAAGGUGGAAAGGGUUUUUUUUGUUUUGUUUUUGUUUGUUUGUUUUUAGCUUUGCUUUGUUUUAUUCUUUGCUUCGAGCCCUGUGUAAAGGAGUUGCAUGCUAAAAGCAGAUGAUCCAGUGUGGCAACCCCUAAAGCAAGCCGCCGAGGGAAGAAGAUG